This is a messenger RNA of Sparassis crispa, 1029 nucleotides long. RefSeq names its product ribosomal protein S5 domain 2-like protein. Gene Ontology annotation, cellular component: cytoplasmic exosome (RNase complex); nuclear exosome (RNase complex). The coding region runs from base 1 to 1029 and encodes 342 amino acids. Gene Ontology annotation, biological process: nuclear polyadenylation-dependent mRNA catabolic process; exonucleolytic trimming to generate mature 3'-end of 5.8S rRNA from tricistronic rRNA transcript (SSU-rRNA, 5.8S rRNA, LSU-rRNA); TRAMP-dependent tRNA surveillance pathway. The record is from RefSeq and is a predicted model, not a curated record. Lineage: Eukaryota; Fungi; Basidiomycota; Agaricomycetes; Polyporales; Sparassidaceae. The transcript has 4 exons.
AUGACGACCACAUCGAUCUCAAAGGCCGAGAGAUCGUACAUCCAAACCUCAUUACAUGCAAAGUCUCCUUUUCGAGCAGACGGGCGGGCUCUUCUUGAUUACAGAACUGUCUUACUGGAAACCGGUGUUGCGCCUCUUGCCAAUGGAAGCGCGAAGCUAAAUAUCGGGAAGAGCCUUCACGAAGGGGGUGGAGGGACAGAGGUGCUUGCUGCGGUUAAACUUGAGGUGGAGAACGUUGAGCAGGACAAUGGUGUCGACGGUGGAAGGAUUACAUGCUCAGUGACAUGCUCCCCCGCUGCGUAUCCACAUCUUUCUUCCAAUGCCCUCGAGGACCUUCAGUACGACCUCACUACGCUCCUGCAUCAAACGCUCUCUCACCCUUCCCUGCACCCGCAAAACCUCGGUAUUCUGCCCAAUAAAAAGGUAUGGCUUCUCAGCCUUGACCUUGUGAUACUAUCGGAUUCUGGGAACGUUUACGAUGCGCUUUUUAUGGCUGCCCGAGCCGCGUUGUGGGAUACAAAAGUUCCGCGAACCCGCGCCUUACAGUAUCAUGCGCAUAGAUCUGUUUCCAGCGCGGUGGCGACGGACGAUAUGGAUAUCGACGAGGGGAAAGUUGGCGAGGGAACCGUGAGUGGAUUCGAUACGCGAAAGAUGGCCAGCGCAGCAGCAGACUUCGAGCUCCCAGAUUACUGGGACGAGGGAGAAGUACUUGGGAUGAGAGACCGGUGGCCAGUAUCUGUGACGAUGAAUAUCCUACCGUCCGUACAUUUCUUGGAUGCUACUUCUGCGGAAGAAGCAUCUGCACCCCUACAAUUAUUAUUAGUCUUCUCCUUCUCUCAAGACUUUCAAUCUAAUUUGCAAGCUGUUCGUCUACUGGGGCCCGGGGAGAUCAAAUUGGCUCAGAUGAAGACUUUACUAUCGGAGGGUGAGAAAUAUGCCCACGAGCUAUUUACAGCAUUGGAGGCAAAGUUGCGUGAAGAAGAUGUGCGGAGAAAUGUGAAGGCCAGAGAUAAGUUUGCGGUGCGGUAG